GUGUGUGUGUUUCCACACCGAGCCGCUCUUCGUAUCACUCCACCUCAAGACGAGUGGCUGCUUCUCCUGCAAAUGGCCCCCCGGUGGCUGAGCUGCAGUACUGCAGUGGUUCUGCUCUUGGUUCACGUGACUCCGGUGGUCUCGCAGUCCUGCUACGGGGGAUUCCCGGGGAUCCAUGGGAUACCUGGCACCCAUGGGCCCAACGGCCACAACGGCCCCAAAGGAGAGAAGGGAGACCCUGGUGAGGCAGGUCUGCCGGUCAAAGGUCAGAAGGGCUCGCUGGGUCCGCAGGGACCCCCGGGACGGCCUGGACUGAAGGGGGACGCGGGUCUCCCAGGACCUCCCGGUACUCCGGGCCCUCCGGGGCAGAAGGGAAGACCCUUCAACCCGUCCAACCAGCAGAAAUCCUUCUUCUCCUACAAGCGGUUGGUACCGCAGACGCCGGCGGUCGACACCGCCAUCGACUUCGACAGUGAGAUUUUGGACCUGGGUGAAGAGUUUAAAGGAGACUCGCUGGCAAACGGGACGUUCACCUGCGCCAUCGGAGGGAUCUACUUCUUCAGCUACCACAUUUCAGCAAAGAGCCGAGUGUGUCUGAAGCUGGUGAAGGGCAGCGACAGCGACCUGACGCUGUGCGACUCGUCCGAGGGCUUCCUGGUGACCUCCGGCUCGGCGGUCCUGGAGCUGCGGGCCGGGGAUACGGUCUCGCUGCAGGCGACCCGGUUCAACAACAUCGUGACGAGCCAGAGCAGCACCAGCCACACCUUCACCGGAUUCCUGAUCUCCCCGACCGGCUAGAGAGCCGAGAGGUCCACCCGACCUCUGACCUGUCCGGUCAUGUUCUUUAAAUGUGCACACAUCAGGAUCAUUAAUAAAGAUUGGCUGUUUUUGCAUGAACUACUAAAA
Messenger RNA from Cyclopterus lumpus (lumpfish), 906 nucleotides. Its product is annotated as complement C1q subcomponent subunit B-like. The transcript is spliced from 5 exons. Gene Ontology annotation, molecular function: protein binding. Lineage: Eukaryota; Metazoa; Chordata; Actinopteri; Perciformes; Cyclopteridae. Bases 73 to 798 code for a protein of 241 amino acids. The record is from RefSeq and is a predicted model, not a curated record.